GUCAAAAAAACAACGGCAUUAUUGUUUUAAUUUUGAAAUUAAUUACUUCUUAAUUGCUAAUUUGAUGCAUAAAGUUUCGAUCUUGAUUUCAUAUUCUGUGUAAUCUUGCUAUUAAUCUUAAAAUUUCGUUGAUUUUAAGAUUAUUAAGGGCUGUUUCAUUGACUUUUCAAAUUUUUAAAACGGUAAAAAUAUAAAAAAAAUCUUAGAAAAAUUUAAGGUUGUUCAAUGUAGAAGAAGUUUCAGAAAAAAAAAAUACUGAAUUUUAAGAGGGAGAAAGUAGAGAGAGAAAGCUUGGGUGGGUUGCUUUAGAGUAAAGGGAGAAGCUUUAUUAUUAAGAUUGCUGGGAUUUUUAUUUAUUUUUUCUUUUUUGGAAACUUAAAAGGAAAGAUCAAGCAAAGUUUGAUUAGUUUUUGAUUUAUGAUUAUCAACCUAAUCCCAUGAUUAUAACCUCUAAACCCCCGUGUUUUUCUGUCUCAUAAAUCUUAAUUGUUGAAUUUUGUUGUGUUUUUCCUGUUAAUUUAAUUAAACCCAGUUAAGAAAAAGUGAGAAAAUUGCUAUAAUUAGUUUCCUUUUCUCUUUAUUUUUUUCUUUUGUUAUUUGGGUGUUAAUUUUGCAGAGAAUAAGGUAAAAAAGGCACUUCAUUUGCUUUUAUGAGCUGUUGAUACACCAAAUUUUAAUGAUGACAAUGCUUUUCUUGUGAGCAAUUAACUGACUUUGUUGAUUUUUGGAGAAUCUAAGGUUACUAAACUUUGGGUGUUGAAUGGGGGCUAUUGUCGCCGAGGAGUCGAAGAAUUCGGACAAGAUGACCGGAGGGGCGGGCCGAGAGGAGAAGAUCUUGGUGUUGGUGAGGUUAAGGCCCUUGAAUGACAAGGAGGUCUCCAAGAACGAAGUAGCUGAUUGGGAAUGUAUUAAUGAUAGUACCAUUUUGUAUAGAAAUAGUCUUCAAGAACGCUCUGGACUUCCCACGGUUUAUUCAUUUGACAGGGUAUAUUCAGGCGAUUGCCCAUCCAAGCAGGUGUAUGAGGAAGGAACAAAGGAAAUUGCUCUUUCUGUUGUUAGUGGGAUUAAUUCCAGCAUUUUUGCUUAUGGACAAACAAGCAGUGGAAAAACAUACACCAUGAAUGCAAUUACCGAGUAUACUGUUGCUGAUAUAUAUGACUAUAUGCAAAGGCAUGAAGAGCGGGCAUUUGCUCUCAAGUUCUCUGCCAUGGAGAUCUACAAUGAAAAUGUGAGGGACCUUCUCAGUUCGGACAAUACUCCUCUGAGGCUAAUGGAUGAUCCUGAGAAAGGAACCAUUGUGGAAAAGCUGACUGAGGAAAAAUUAAAUGAUUGGAGCCAUUUAAGGAAGCUUCUGUCUAUUUGUGAAGCUCAAAGGAAAGUUGGAGAGACCUCCUUGAAUGAACAUAGCUCAAGGUCACAUCAAAUUCUGAAACUGACAAUUGAGAGUUCUGCUCGUGAGUUCAUAGGCAAGGGAAACUCAAGUACCCUUUCAGCUAGUGUGUUUUUUAUUGAUCUAGCUGGAAGUGAACGGGCAGCUCAGGCAAUGUCAGCUGGGACACGAUUAAAGGAAGGUUGCCAUAUAAACCGGAGUCUGCUAACACUAGGGAAUGUUAUCCGCAAGCUAAGCAAGGGAAGGCAAGGACAUAUCAAUUAUAGGGACUCUAAACUGACUCGCAUCCUGCAACCCUGCUUGGGAGGCAAUGCUAGAACUACCAUCAUCUGCACUCUGAGCCCUGCACGUAGCCAUGUGGAGCAAUCAAGGAACACUUUGUUGUUUGCUAGUUGUGCUAAACAGGUGACAACAAAUGCACAGGUGAAUGUUGUCAUGUCAGACAAAGCCUUGGUCAAACACUUGCAGAAAGAACUGGCCAGACUGGAAAGUGAGCUAAGGAGUCCAGCUCCCACAUCAUCAUCUUGUAAUUGUUCAGUGACAAUCAGAAAGAAAGAUCUUCAACUUGAGAAGAUGGAGAAGGAGAUUAGGGAGCUGACAAAGCAAAGGGAUCUUGCUCAAUCUCGAGUUGAGGAUCUAUUGCAAAUAAUUGGAAAUGAUCAAUCAUCUAAUAAACAGCAACGGCAUAAACCCCAUUCAAAGUGGAAAGUACCGAACAAAUGGGAAGAUGAAGGUUCUAUUUCAGACUCAAGUGUGAACGGUCAUCAUCGUGUGGAUGGUGUCCAAGAUGAAGACGGUGAAAGUUAUAUUGAAGAUCCAUCUUCACGGGCAUUAGAGCAUGAAGAUUAUACAUCUGAGAUGGGUGACGACCAGUGUAGAGAAGUCCGAUGUAUUGAGAUGGAAGGAUCUGAAGCUUCAACUACGUUUGGUAAUGGGCAUGGAAGCAAUGGCAGGAGCUCCCAUCAAAAUGGUUAUUUGUAUGGUUCAUUGGAACAAAGGAUCCAGGAAGUGCAAAGGUCAAUUGAUUCCCUUGUUAGUCCUCAACCUGAAAAUCCAUCUGUGUGGGAUGAUUCUGCCGAUGCAUCAAGCUCCAGAAGUAUGAAUUUCAGUAAGGUUCGGGGCUCUAAGGGAAGUUAUUCAAACGGCCAAUCUUAUCCCUCUAGUAAGGAAGAGUAUUCGGAGAGAACCCCUCCUAGUGAUGUGGAGAUGGACUACAGUGGCAGACCUGGAGAAUUUAAAAGGUUUGCUGUACUAGAUUAUGGUGGUAACUCUGAAAAGUUGUCACGUAAUGGCUCUCAGUCAUCUGUUGGAACAGAAGUUGUUGACGAUGUAAGAUCACUGAGUGGGAACAAUGUUGCUGAUGAGGAGAUAACAAGUGUCCAGACUUUUGUUGCUGGCCUCAAGGAUGCUAAGCUUCAAUAUGAGAAGCAACUUGGAGACGGCCAGGGACCUCCUGAAUUGAGAAAGUCGUUGAGAGACGUGGGAUUGGAUCCCAUGAUUGAUGGAGAAGAUUCAGAAGACACUACAUUGGAUUGGAACUUGCAAUUUGAAAAGCUUCAGAAAGCUAUUGUUGAACUUUGGAAAAUAUGCAAUGUUUCAUUGGUUCACAGGACCUAUUUCUUCCUUCUUUUUAAGGGCGACCCUACGGAUUCCAUUUAUCUGGAGGUCGAGUUAAGGAGGCUUACUUUCCUAAAGGAUACAUUAUCCCAUGUUAAUCGUUCGGUAGAUGGUGGACAUGCACUGAAAUUGAUUUCAAGUGAGAAGGCACUUCGAAAAGAAAGGGAGACGCUGAGCAAGCUGAUCAACAGAAGGUUCUCAAGUGAGGAGAGGAAGAGACUCUACACAAAGUGGGGUAUAAAGCCAGAUUCAAAGCGUAGACGAGCACAGCUUGUAUCUCGGUUAUGGACAGAGACAGAAGACAUGGACCAUAUUGUGGAGAGUGCAGCUAUCAUCGCCAAACUAGUCAAGUUCUCAGAGCAAGGACGGGCGUUCAAAGGGAUGUUUGGGCUUAGCUUCUCACCUCCAAUUUUAAGGAGGAGAUCAUAUGGUUGGAUGAACAGCAAGACAUCCCUUGUAUGAGUAUUUAGUGUAUGACUUGUGUUAGUGUGUAGGUAAUAGGAUCUAUCUAUAUAUAGUCGAAGUUAGCCACAGAUAUCGUUCGAUUUGAUUACAGUGUUGCCCAUUCUUUCCACGUUUGUAGGUGAACAGAACAUUGUUUCUGUGAUUCUUGUAAGCUCAAAUUAGGAAGUGUAUGUUGGUUUUUGGUUUUGUGCUGCUUCCUGCUGGUGAUUGUAUCUAACUAAGAGUUGAUGAAUGGGAAAGUUGUUUUAGUUACUUAUUUUUCGCUUCGAA
This is a messenger RNA of Chenopodium quinoa (quinoa), 3742 nucleotides long. RefSeq names its product kinesin-like protein KIN-7E. The coding region runs from base 761 to 3469 and encodes 902 amino acids. The transcript is spliced from 14 exons. Gene Ontology annotation, molecular function: ATP binding; microtubule motor activity; microtubule binding. Gene Ontology annotation, biological process: microtubule-based movement. The record is from RefSeq and is a predicted model, not a curated record. Lineage: Eukaryota; Viridiplantae; Streptophyta; Magnoliopsida; Caryophyllales; Amaranthaceae.